AUUGACACCUGUAAUAUUUGAUUCUUUUUUUCGAAUUGUAAAUUUGUAUUGCAUAAAUCUUCCCCUAAAAAGCCACAAUUUUGAGGAAAUGAAAGCCAUGAAAUUUCACAUUCAAUUUCAAGAAUUGAGGCAUCUCUCUCCCCUUUCCCCAAAUCGAGCGAAAUGGGCAUUUCAUUCAGCACCACCACCGCUCGCCGGAGAGCCCCCACCCACCCCUACCCCCCACCCCUCCACCCGGACUACUACCCCCCUUAUCCUGCGCACCAACCCUCGCCUUACCCCGUGCACCAACAACCAUCUUCGCCCCCCGUCUACUACCCCUACUACAAUUCCAACGCCUACGCCGUCUGCAACCACGCCGCCCCUCUCGUGGGCCAGCCCUAUUUCGGCCCCUUCGAGCUGCAGCCGCCGCCGCGGGUGGUGGCGCCGCCCUGCGGCGACCAGAAGCCCACCAAGGUUGUCAAUAGCGAUGUCAAUGUGCAUAAGGAUACCUUGAGGCUUGAAAACGAUGAGCUCAACCCGGAUCGCAGCUUGGUUUCCUUCGUCUUUGAUGCUUUGCUUGAUGGAAGCAUCACGAUAUAUUACUUCGCCAAAGAAGAGGCCGACCGCAGAGUUGUCCCCUUAUUUCCAGAAACAUAUGUUCCCAUCAAAAUUCCUUUCAGGAAAGGACUUCACCAGGAAUUUCGUCAGCCUUCAGGAACUGGCAUCGACUUACGGUAUUUUGCAUUGGAUGAUUUGUCGAAUCCGUCCUCCAGAGAUGAUGUGUUUCCGAUUGUUAUAUCGGCUGAUACUUGCAUAACUCCUUACAUAGUUGAUGAUAGAAGCUAUCUUUUGGCACAUACGUUGCCUCAGAUGCAGAUAACUCAAGUGGUUCUGCCCAAAAAUCACGAGGGACAAUUUACACCUAAGGUUGUCAGGCAGUUGCUCUGGACCGAUGAUACUUGCUAUGAGCUGCGAGAGAUAUACGGGUUAGGAAAAUCUGGCCCGGGUUUCAGCGACAGUGGAUCAGGAAAAGAGUGUGUUGUUUGCAUGACUGAACCGAAGGAUAUCGCAUUGCUUCCCUGCAGACAUAUGGUGAGGAAAGAUUCUAAAUUAUUUAUUCAAAGCUCAAUCAUCUCCUUAUCGAACCUUGCUGAUGAAUAUUUCUAUAUUUCCAGAAAUAACCCUGGGCGAGCUAAUAAUCAUUUGUUCGUUUCUUCUGAAAAUCCGUUUGUUUAUUAAGAAAAAGGACUUGUAUUCUGUGUUUGUUUGAUUUUAAUUGUAUUGGUGCUCCCUUUCCCUUAUUAAUACAUUUCCAAUUUUUUCUUUUUUUUACUAUACUCAUGAUAAUUGAUUUUUCUUUUUUCCGUAUUCCAGUGUAUGUGCAGCAGCUGUGCGAAGGCACUGAGACUUCAGUCGAACAAAUGCCCCAUUUGCCGAGAAAUCAUUGAGGCGCUCCUUGAAAUCAGGAUUGAUAAUAUGGAUCACUGAAAGGCCGCAAUUGCAAGAUAAUGCAUUCUAACGACCAAGCCAUUCUAUGUUAGUAUAUUUUAAGUUUUUGUGCAACUGUCAAUAUCCAUCCAUGGUUCAUUUUUCUUUUCUGCACUCUAAUCCAGGAUUAUUUAUACUAUACAUAUCUGAAAUCUCUCCAACAGGGUCGUUGCCGUCUUGUUUGUUAGAAAUAUCGACAUAUGUGUACACUAAAUAGUCAUUCAUAUAGUUUGCCUUACACAUUUUGUUAUAUUCUUGAAUAUUAUCCUUCUUUUGUUUUC
This is a messenger RNA of Salvia miltiorrhiza (redroot sage), 1751 nucleotides long. RefSeq names its product probable E3 ubiquitin-protein ligase LUL4. The transcript is spliced from 2 exons. The record is from RefSeq and is a predicted model, not a curated record. Gene Ontology annotation, molecular function: ubiquitin protein ligase activity. Bases 163 to 1221 code for a protein of 352 amino acids. Gene Ontology annotation, biological process: protein ubiquitination. NCBI's taxonomy places the organism in Eukaryota, Viridiplantae, Streptophyta, Magnoliopsida, Lamiales, Lamiaceae.